CAAAACCAACUGAGAAGUCAUUGUAUUUUGAAGAAGUAGGCGCGGGACAUGCCGACCCUUGUCUUUUCCUCGAAACAGUCAGGUCCUCUUUGGCGUUCAGUCAAAAAAAUCUCAGUAUAUUUCUUAUCAUCCCAAAAGUCCUCGACCAAAGACAGCAUUUUUGAGCGAAUACCGAGAGAGGAGCUGGUGCCGAAUAUCAGAUCUGGGCUUCGAGACAGGAAGUUCCUCCCAGGCUCUACGGAUGGAGGUUUCCCAGAAUUCUUAGGAGAACCAAGUAACUCUUUCCCCCUCGGUUUGCGAAUCUGUAAUGGAAAGCAAUUCUCUUUGGGAGAGUUGAGUGCAAAAUGUACGGAGUACGUGCAGAAAAACAACUCUCUAAGCCCUGCAAUCUUAUUCCGCGGACUACCCGCCAAAACGGCAGAAGAUUUCUUGACUAUAACCCAAUCUAUUGAGGGGAAGCCUUUGAGUUAUGCUGGCGGCAACGUUCCCAGGCCCCGCGCCAUAGAAAACGCUGAUAUCUACCAAGUUAACACUGAAGAUCAAGCUAUGACGAUCGAAUUGCAUCAUGAAAUGGCAUAUAGUAGUUCCUUUCCUUCGAAGGUGUUCUUUUUUUGCUUGCAAGAGCCUGCAGACGGUUGUGGCGGUGAGACACCGCUGGCCAAGAGCAGCGAAAUUCUUCUCAAACUUGACCCCGAAGUCGUGAGGAAGUUAGACAGUAAAGGAGUGAAGUAUGCAGGUUAUUGGCCCGACAAAUCUAGCGCAGAGUACAUGAGCUGGCAGCAGCAGUUUUACACUGAUAAUAAAGAGGAGGCGGAAAAGAAAGCCAAGCAACUCUAUGACACGGUAACAUGGGACGACAACGGUGACAUGCAUUGGUCCAACAUUUAGCCUGCCUUCCUCCGUCAUCCGAAAACGGGAGAAUAUAUCUGGUUCAACCAAGUAACAAUCCACCACCACACCUAUUAUAAGUCAUUACCAAUGUUUAAGA
Molecule: messenger RNA, 988 nt
Organism: Stylophora pistillata
Lineage: Eukaryota; Metazoa; Cnidaria; Anthozoa; Scleractinia; Pocilloporidae
Molecular function (GO): oxidoreductase activity
Source: RefSeq, a predicted model, not a curated record